AGCGUGCACGCCGAAAUCUGGUUCGCACAGCAGCAUGGCAGAAGACUUGCAGUCGUCGUGGUUGCAUUAUGCUUCAAGCUCGACUGUUGCACCUGUUAUCGAUGACAUGCACGGGCUGAGAUCGGAAAAUUGCAAUAAUCAAAGCUGGGAUCAGCAUCACCACUCGAGCUCAUUCGACGUCUGCGAUGAGGAUUGCGAGAUAUGCUGCAAUCAGGGCGCGUCAUUCUAUGAUUUAGCUCCCAGCCAUCAUGAAACACCAGACUUUUUCACUGCAUCUGGGCACUUCAGCUCCAAUAUUGUCUCCGAAUCAGACAACGUCAGCAACACUUCAGCUUCGUGGCCUCCGCAGCAAUGCUCUACGGAGUCGUGGAGUCCAGAGCCCUUGCUCAGAAACGCAUGGACAGAAGAAGAGCAUAAUCUUUUUCUGGCUGGCUUGGAGAAGUACGGUGAUCUGCGAAUGAAUUCGAAGAGAAGGGGCAACAAGAGCGUGGGAUUGGGAGAAGGGGUAGCGCAACUGAUUUCUUUGCACGUCAGAACUCGCACAGCUUCGCAAGUCCGGUCUCAUGCGCAGAAGUAUUUCAGCCGACUCAACAAGACUCACCAAGACACUUCUGGCAAAUAAAUGCUUGUAAAUUUCAA
This is a messenger RNA of Guillardia theta CCMP2712, 639 nucleotides long. RefSeq lists its product as hypothetical. NCBI's taxonomy places the organism in Eukaryota, Cryptophyceae, Pyrenomonadales, Geminigeraceae. The record is from RefSeq and is a predicted model, not a curated record. The transcript has a single exon. Bases 35 to 622 code for a protein of 195 amino acids.